Molecule: messenger RNA, 2107 nt
Organism: Drosophila ananassae
Lineage: Eukaryota; Metazoa; Arthropoda; Insecta; Diptera; Drosophilidae
Product: CUE domain-containing protein 1
Exons: 2
Coding region: 302-1192 (296 amino acids)
Molecular function (GO): ubiquitin binding
Source: RefSeq, a predicted model, not a curated record
UCCUAAUCGCCGUCUGGCAACACUGCAAACUGAAUACAAUACAGCUGAAAAAAAUAAAAUGUGAAUUAGUUGGCGAAAAAGUAAAUAUUAAAUCCAAAUAUCCUAUUUGCGAUAUUUAGGUGAAACUAUCACGAUAUAAAUUUAUCGUUUUUGAUAUAUUGAUAAAUUAUCAAGAACCAACUAUAUAAAUAUCAAAGUCCAACGUCCUGAGAGGAAAACAAUAUACGCUGCCAGAAAAAACAGCAUAUUUGAGGCCGACUGUCGCUCCUGGCCGUGCUGGGAAGAUCCUAUUGGGAAUACCAUGUCGACGCUGCAACUGGAAUUUUCGCAGGCCAUGGCCGACUUCAAGAAGAUGUUCCCCGACAUUGAUCGGGAGGUGAUCGAGGCCAUACUCCGUGCCAACCUGGGCGCCGUGGACCAGACCAUAGAUGCCCUUCUCGCCAUGUCGAUAGACAACCAGAACGAGAAACUGCGCAAUGAACUGGAUGCUAAUGUCUCGCCUCAGCAGAGCCUCAUCAACCUGAACGACUCGGACAAAGACCUCCGCCGGACUGUCGACACCACGGAUGCUGGCGGGGAGGCGGGAGGACCUAAUGGCGCAUCGGCGACUGGAGCUCUUUUGACAGCCGCAAGUGCCUCGCCGAACCACCACAAUACGGGUGCCUCACCGAAGCAACGUCCCAACAAGCCGACAGGCAGUCAAAGCAACACGCCCAGUAAGCGAAAUCGGCGCUGGAAUCCGCCCAUCCUCGGACCACUGCCCCAGGGCUUUCUGCGCAUUACCCCGGCUCCCGGACAGCAGGACUUUGAGCUCCCAGACGAACAAUUCGCCCUGAUGCUGCAAAACGAGGAGUUCAUGAACCAAUUGCGCUGGAACCAGGACUUCAUGAACGCCUUAGAGAAGGAGCAAAGCGGCAAGGCCAAGGGGGAGGACGACGCACCCUUCCAGGAGCGGCUCAAGAACAUGGGCAAGAUGUCGCGCAAGAAGUUCCUUCAAAUGGCCAGGGUGUUCACCUGGCAGCGCAACAAAAAGGUGACCACAGCCAAGCAGAUCGACUCUUUGCCAUUGCGAGAGGAGCCCAGCGAUGAUGAGGACCACCAUCACCAGCAACAACAACAGCAGCAGGCUAACCCCAACCAACAGCAGCAGGCCAGCCAGCAGCAGCAGGGCCAGUUGCAGCUGCGAAAGUGAAGCGGAUCGGCAUUUUGUUAUCUAAUCUCAACGGCCAUAACGUGACCGUCACGUGCGCUAGUAAUCUCCUCUAAAAGAACCCGUUCCCAACCGUAAUCUCUAGGCAAGAACGAAAUCUCCAAUCCAAACGAAAUGAUUGUAUUACCCUAGUUUUAAGCUUAAGUGCAAUUUUAAUUCCGUGCAAUAUUUUCUUGAAACUUUAAUAUUUUUAUACGGUUCUGUUUGUUUACUUCAAUGGUGUUUCGACCUCAGACUCUUUUAUGUUUUUCAGAUAAUGGAGUACUCUUAUCUGCAUCCAAAUUAUCUCAUUUUAUUGGUUUUUUUCCAAAGACACCCCUAAUAGAUAAGCCUUUUGUUCUCCCCUUUCGUUGUUGCCAAAUUAGCGUAGUUACGUUUACCGGUAAUUUGAAAACGAAUAGAAAGUUUGCUAGAAUCACACUCAUACUCAAGUUUGACUGAUUAUCAGAAGCGGUUAUUAACAGAAGCAUCACACCAGGACUCCAUUGACGAGCACUUUGCUUACCCCGAAAACCUAGUCAUAAAGCGGAACUCCAGCCACUAAUUGUACAGAAACUUACACUAAAUUUAAAUCUUACGCCCUCUAUUUGCGUUUUAAAUUUUAAAUGCUGCGCCAAGCCUAAGCCGUCUUCAAAAAUAUGCGUAUUAACGUUUACCCGCGAAUCUCUUAACACUUUGCAUACCAUAUCAGCUGCAGAUCUAUUGAAACUCAAAAACAACUCCGACUUUAAGCAAAACCUAAGCAGUUCUUACCGUGAAGUGAAUAUGCGUGCUAUAAACAAGCAAAUUAUUAUAUUUAUUAAAUCGGCUAUUUGAUUGUAAUUGUAUGUAUAAAUAUUUGAAUAUCAACCGUAUAUAACUAUUCCAAGUAUCAAAUACAGAUAUUUCAAAACUCAA